Vitis vinifera (wine grape) is the source of this 2693-nucleotide messenger RNA. Its product is annotated as probable glycosyltransferase STELLO2. The coding region runs from base 114 to 2375 and encodes 753 amino acids. NCBI's taxonomy places the organism in Eukaryota, Viridiplantae, Streptophyta, Magnoliopsida, Vitales, Vitaceae. The transcript is spliced from 3 exons. The record is from RefSeq and is a predicted model, not a curated record.
ACUCACACCCAAUCCCGGCCGCCUCACUCUCAUCAUCUUCACUCUGUAGGGAGCAAGAGAAAAAGUACUGCUUUUUUUGCGGUUUUUGAGAACAGCGUUUUUGAUUUGAUUCAAUGUUGGUCCAGGACCGUAAAAUCAUUAAACCCUCAAAAACCCAGUCCACUAAACCCCAAGAACACUUCAAUUUCUCCACAUGGGUCUCCUCCAAUUUCCCCAAAAUCAUCGUCAUUUCCCUCCUAAUCGUCACCGUGGCCGUCGUGUUCUUCGUGCGCAACGAUGCCGUUUCGAUCCUCUACAGCGGCAAAUCGAGGUCCAAAAGCCUCAAACCCAUCCAAUUCCCUAAAAUCAGCUUCAGUUCGAUCCCACCCAACUCCGAUAAGUCCUCACCCUUUGCUACGUUUCGCUCCGAGCGGUGGAUCGUCGUUUCAGUGUCGAAUUAUCCGUCCGAUUCGCUUCGGAGUCUGGUCAAAAUCAAGGGAUGGCAGGUGCUGGCCGUUGGGAAUUCGAGGACGCCGGCGAAUUGGGAGCUCAAGGGUGCGAUUUUCUUGUCAUUGGAGCAGCAAGCAAAAUUGGAGUUUCGGAUUUUGGAGUACCUUCCGUAUGAUUCUUACGUUAGGAAGAGCGUUGGGUAUCUUUUUGCAAUCCAACAUGGGGCGAAAAUGAUAUUUGAUGCUGAUGAUAGAGGGGAAGUGAUUGAUUGGGAAGUGGGAAAACGUUUUGAUUUGGAUUUAUUCGGGGUUGAUGCAAUGCAGGAGAGAAUUUUACAGUAUAAUCGCGAGAACCCGAAUAGAACGGUUGUGAAUCCGUAUAUUCAUUUUGGGCAGAGGUCAGUUUGGCCUAGAGGGUUGCCAUUAGAGAAUGUGGGUGAGAUUGUGCAUGAAGAGUACUAUAAUGAGGUAUUUGGUGGGAUGCAAUUCAUUCAACAGGGCAUAUCUAAUGGCCUUCCUGAUGUGGAUUCGGUCUUUUAUUUAACUCGGAAGUUGGAUUCGGAAGCGUUUGAUAUGAGUUUUGAUGAGCAUGCCUUGAAGGUGGCUUUACCACAGGGUGUAAUGGUGCCAUUGAAUUCCUUUAAUACAUUGUUUCAUUCCAAUGCAUUUUGGGGUUUGAUGCUUCCGGUUUCUGUUAGUUCAAUGGCUUCUGAUGUCUUGAGGGGUUACUGGGCACAGAGGCUGUUGUGGGAGGUUGGUGGUUUUGUUGUGGUUUACCCUCCCACAAUUUAUCGGAAGGAUGAGAUUGAAGCAUAUCCAUUUUCAGAGGAGAAGGAUCUUCAUGUAAACGUUGGUCGUCUUAUUAAGUACUUAGUUUCUUGGAGAUCGGGAAGGCAUAGGUUGUUUGAGAAAAUUAUGGAAUUAAGUUAUUCAUUGGCAAAAGAAGGCUUCUGGACUGAGAGGGAUGUGAAAUUCACUGGUGCUUGGCUUCAGGAUUUGCUUGCAGUUGGGUACCAGCAGCCGAGGCUGAUGGCACUAGAGUUGGAUCGACCAAGGGCAAGCAGUGGUGAUGCUGAUAGGAAGGAAUUUAUUCCUCGUAAACUGCCUUCUGUUCAUCUUGCAGUUGAGGAAUCAGGGGCUGUGAAUUAUGAGAUUGGGAAUCUGAUUAGGUGGAGGAAGAGUUUUAGCAAUGUUGUGCUGAUCCUGUUUGUUAGUGGGCCAGUGGAACGCACUGCUCUGGAAUGGAGAUUGCUUUAUGGCCGGAUAUUCAAAACUGUGGUUAUUCUUUCAGCAAAGUCUGAUGUAGAUCUAGCGGUUGAGGAGGCCCAUCCGGAUCAAGUAUACAAAUAUCUGCCCAAGAUUUUUGAAAGAUUUAGUAGUGCAGAAGGGUUCCUGUUCCUCCAGGACAAUACCAUCCUCAAUUACUGGAAUUUGAUGCAAGGAGACAAAACGAAGCUGUGGAUCACUGACAAGGUGCCUCAGUCUUGGACUACCAUCUCACUCAUUGGGAACAACUCAGUAUGGUUUUCAAAACAAGCAAAAAUGGUAAAGAAAGUUGUGAACACAAUGCCAGUUCAUCUUCAGGUCGGUUACAAGGAAAGUAGUACAAGCGAGCCAAGUCUCACCAUCUGCAGUUCUGAGGUGUUUUACAUUCCUCAGAGCUUUGUAGGUGACUUUGUGGACCUAGUAGGUCUAGUUGGAAACGCGAAAAUCCAUCAUAAGGUUGCUUUGCCAAUGUUCUUCAUGGCAAUGGAUUCACCUCUUAACUUUGACUCCUUGCUUAAUACAAUGAUUUAUAACACAGAAGCUUUAUCAAGUAAUCCUUCAGACUACUAUUCUGCUAAAGUAGCUGCAGUGCACCCAUGGAGCAUUUCCAGUGAGCCAGACUUCAUCAAACUGAUAAGACUCAUGGCAGCAGGUGACCCUCUCCUAAUGGAGCUGUUCUAAAGGCUGUUGCAGCAGUUGAGACUCAAGAACUUGUAAGAGUAAGAAUCCAUGCCACUUUGUUCCAUUACACAGAUAAGCUAUUAUUUUUGGGGGCCUGAAAUGAGAAGGUAUCCAAUUUUAUUUUAUUGUUUUUCUUUUUUGUAAAUUUAUCUUGUUCUUUUUUAUUUUUAGAUUUAUUUUGUAUGAUUCAUUCAUCAGUGUAGAACCAAGCUGUUAAAUAACCUUUUGGCUGGAACUUUUGUCCACAUACUGAGAUUUGUCUGUAAAGUUGGUGUAAUUGGGAAGCAAUUAAACCAUGGUGGUUCAUUUUGUUCAGUA